AUGACGACUCGAAAUUCUAAAUUCCCGGUUGAGCUUGUUCGGCCUACACGUUCUUGUCAAGAAAUCAGGACUGGGAUCAACUGACUCGGAAGUGGACAGUUCACUUGCGGCCUUAUCGAAUGAUACUGGCACUAAGAUUUCAAUUAGCGAUUAUGAAGGGACGCGGGAUGCGAAACUUAUGAUUGUGGGUACCCUCAACAAAAUUGCUAUUGCCGUAGUUGAUGAUAGGCUUCUCAACAUGAUUCCCGAUGAGUACGAAAUUGAUUGUUUUUCGCCUGAUCGAAUUGUUGUUUUUGUUAUUCCGGAGGAAAAUUUUGAACAUAUAUCGGAAUCGAUUGGAAUAAUUACACAAAACGAUAGGUCGUCAAAGAAAAUCGUAAAAGUUGGACUGCCUGUUGACGCAAACAACGAAACGAUUAUUUCAAUUGUCACUAAAUAUGCGGUCGAUAUGGAAACCAGAGGUCAUUUGCUAGUUUCUCGUGUGCCAACGCCUGAGAUGAAGCUUCUUGAUACCUGGGACAGUUGCACAGCAUUGCCUCGCCCACAAUUGUCAAAUGAAGUACUGGCAUCUCACUGGCGGUCCUAUAUCAAGACACUUGAUGUUGCCGCGAGGCUUGAAGAGUAUGGAAAAGCUCUUGCAUAUUUUCCUCAUCCUAUGCUGCUCGUGGAUGCCGUGAAACUUGAGAAUGAUCCUUCAGUGAAACUUGAAACGUUGAAAAGAGACCUGUUCAUGCCUGAAAUGAGAGGCAAGUUUACACUGAUCAAGGAAAUCCGCAAAUGGACAAACAACGCCCCAACAAUCCGUGACAUACUUCAAGGCGCAAAAAAUCAAUUUCCGAACGACGAAGACAUCUGUCGUGCCAGCACAAUAUACGAAGAGCACUUAAAAAAUGCAGAUGGUGCUCAUCAAGCUGUGAAAACGUUUAUGGUUGUAAAUCCGACGUACACUGGAAAAAAUCUUAUUGAAUUGGCCGCUAGACUGUAUUCGGAUGGGUCAAGAAGUGGAUAUUCGGAUCCACUGGAUCAAGCGAAAGGAACUCAUCCAAUUACUCAAGGAAACGUGCACAUUCUUCUUCGAACAAUCCAACACCGAGUCAUCAGUAAUACGAAGGCGACGAGCAAAGACGAGUGA
Molecule: messenger RNA, 1132 nt
Organism: Caenorhabditis elegans
Lineage: Eukaryota; Metazoa; Nematoda; Chromadorea; Rhabditida; Rhabditidae
Gene: C46C2.3
Exons: 7
Coding region: 239-1132 (297 amino acids)
Source: RefSeq, marked reviewed